Molecule: messenger RNA, 1911 nt
Organism: Aspergillus tubingensis
Lineage: Eukaryota; Fungi; Ascomycota; Eurotiomycetes; Eurotiales; Aspergillaceae
Product: Zn(II)2Cys6 transcription factor domain-containing protein
Exons: 6
Coding region: 1-1911 (636 amino acids)
Biological process (GO): regulation of DNA-templated transcription
Molecular function (GO): zinc ion binding; DNA-binding transcription factor activity, RNA polymerase II-specific
Source: RefSeq, a predicted model, not a curated record
AUGCGUCUUCCGCCUGAAAUCAUUCAACUCAUUAUUGAGUCUAUCAUCCCUCCAGAUCCGCCGGUGGCGUAUCCCGACUUUUCAGGAGAAAUCGAUACCUUGGUCAAUCUGACAUUGGUCUCGCGAUUUACUUGCCAGAUCGCAAGACGACUUCUCAUUAAUCACUGUCUUCUGAUUGACGAUGAAUGGUUAUUGGGGCAUCUACUCGAAUGUGAGCCACCAGAACUUGUCAACCGAAGGCCAAAUGAUACGGGGGCACAAGUACAGAAAAGUACUGCAGCUGGCCUUGUACUGGUUUUGGAAGAGCCCGAUAGGCUCCCGGUUGCGCGAGAUAUCGAAACGCUCUCGUUUCACCUUUGUCACCGCUUGACCAGGCUGGUGAUUGAUUUACCCCUGCGCUUCUAUAACCCGUCAGUCCCCGAGUUGGAGGUGCGCCCCAUGCUACGCGAGGCGUUCAAGCGCUUGACACUACUAGAGGAAUUCUGUUCAGCUGCAGACGACCUUUGCCUUGAUACGCAAAAGCUACCCUACAUUUGGGAGACCCCUUCCGACCAGCUGGAGGAGGCGGAUUAUGAACCAGCGGUGUGGUCACUAUGGCCUCGUCUGCGCCGUCUUGCCCUGUGCGAAGUUGAUGUUACAUCCAUGCAAUUCAUUGGGGGGCUCCGCCGGUGUUCGAAUUUGACACACCUGGUCCUUGUUGCACCUUCUGGCUUGGAUCGCGAUGUUCGGUCUGGCUGGCAGUCAACUGACUUCUUGCCCUCACUCGAACGGCUCCUGAUUGCAGAUUCAGCCGAUGAGUUUGAGAUGGUUAAUGGCAAGGACCAUCUCGGGGAUGAUAAAGGCUUUGUACGGCAACUUUUUCACUGCUACAAAUCACGAGAGUCGGGAAAGCAGAGAUCCAAUUCCAAGGAUGAGGAAAGUGUUGAGUUCGACUCGCUCGUCAAGAAAAUAGCUUUUCCCGUGCCAAACUAUCGUAAGGGAGAUGACGAUAUCAUAUGCCACGGAUGGCUCCUCGAUGCCAGCAUAGACGGAACUAUCUGGACUGAACCAUAUGGGAACCAAACCAUGGUGGCUGAGGCGCGAUGUGGCCAAUCGGCCUCGGGUCUGCGGGGGAAUGCCGCCGGGGUUUCCAAUCCUUCGGCUCACCUCCACCUCCACUUCCGCCUCACUAAUCCGCACUGGCUCGGUAACCUGCGGGAUUCCUCCACUUUGCUUAUUGCUGACUCGGGAGGGGCAUCUCCCUCGGAGCCCUUCUCAGCUCCGCUCCUGGACUUUUCUCGUUCCUUUUUCUCCUCUCAGGAGAUCAAUGGUCCUGAUCCCGCCGGUGUGGAUGAUUCCCGCUCCAAGCUCAGUUGCAAGCGGCCAUCGAAUACUCCGACCCCGCAUGGUUCCGGUCAUUUCUGCCUAGUCCUAGUGGGCUACAACUAUGCAGGCCUCUACCGACAACCGAGCCAUGGACGGACUACCCAUAGCUCACAGAAGCCUUUCAGAUGUGGAUUCUGCGGCUCUCAUUACAAACGAGGAGAUGUCUUGCGGCGACACUGGAAGUCUUGUUCUGCCCGUAUACAUGCCGGUCAGGCCAUCCCAGGACCUCGCAUAGGCGGCAAAGAACGGCAUGCAUGUGAUGUCUGCGCUAGGCUAAAGAAAUCCUGUGAUGGGGGGCAGCCAUGCUUAGAAUGCGCCACGCGGAGGAAGGAAUGCACUUAUUUGCGACUGCAGGAUAGCGGGGGGGCUCCGCGCAACCAGCACACCCCUUCGCCGACUUUCAUCCAAUCGCAGCCCGAGCCCAUAAACUCAAUACCCGAUUUGGCGCUUCCCACAUGGGAUCUAGGGCUCCAGCCAUACUAUCCAAACCUUCAGACUCGUCUGAAGGCUCGCGCACGACGCGAUGGCGUCCAAACAGAGGGAUGA